This is a messenger RNA of Penicillium pulvis, 1860 nucleotides long. Its product is annotated as ferric reductase family protein. Gene Ontology annotation, cellular component: plasma membrane. The transcript has 7 exons. Gene Ontology annotation, molecular function: ferric-chelate reductase activity. The record is from RefSeq and is a predicted model, not a curated record. Lineage: Eukaryota; Fungi; Ascomycota; Eurotiomycetes; Eurotiales; Aspergillaceae. Gene Ontology annotation, biological process: iron ion transport; intracellular iron ion homeostasis; copper ion import. Bases 1 to 1860 code for a protein of 619 amino acids.
AUGAUGGAUAUGAAGAUGAACGGAGGUGGUAUUCCCUGGUUGGAUCAGCCAGUGUUGCUUCACUCGUCUCGUGCAGAUAAGUGCAAGCUAUCGCCGGCGCAGUGUGCCUAUCGAAACAGCCAUUGGCGCUAUUGGUACGAAGCUGACCAUGUGUAUGCGCUUGCCACGGUCUACUUUUGCUGUGCCAUUAUCGGUGUCUUCGCCCUCUCCAAUUUCCUCGCUAGAUACUCUCCGGAAUGGGUCAAGAGAACCCGGGUAUGGCGUGCGACUACUUCGGUAUCCCGAUACCUGGCUUAUCGCGGGUAUGGAUUCCCGAUGAUGCGAUACUGGACCCCCUCCUUAGGAGUGUUGUUGUUGGGUAUUGCGGGGGUGGGCUUCUUCCUCGGAAUGACACUUGGCCCGCAGCCCUAUUACUGGCCGACUGAUGCAAAUUAUGGAAGUAGUCCUCCUAUUGCUACACGAGCAGGGUGGAUGGCCCUUGCACUACUACCAUUUGUGCUCGCUCUGAGUGUCAAAGCGAACAUGAUAUCUGCUCUGACUGGUAUUCCCCAUGAGAAGUUACAAGUCUUCCAUCACUGGACUAGUUACGCCAUGUUUGCCCUAGCGCUUGUUCACACGUUCCCAUUCAUCAUUUACCAUGAGUGGAAAGGUGAUAUGGUAAAGCAAUGGAAGACUAGUGUAGUAUACUGGACUGGAGUUGUCACUAUUAUUGCACAGGCUUAUCUAACUCUGAUGUCUCUGCCAUUUAUCCGCAAUCGCUUCUAUGAGUUCUUCAAAGCCACGCAUUUGCUCGCGGCUGUUGUAUUUGUCGUAUUCUUCUUCCUCCACUGCGAUUUCCGUCUUUCUUCAUGGGACUACUUUAUUGCCGCAGGUGCCAUUUAUCUGUUGUGUCUAUUCACCUCUCACGCCCGCACUUACCUGAUCAACGGCCUCCACACAGCGACCCUCGAAAUGCUACCAAGUGGUCUUGUUCGCGUCUCAGUCCCAACAGUCAUGAACUGGACACCGGGUCAGCAUGUAUUUGUGCGAUUCUUGACAUCGGACUUCCACCUAUUCACCGCUCACCCAUUUACCAUUUCAUCUGUCUGUCGAGAACCCGACAAGACAGGACAAGCCUCUGAAAUUAUCUUUUACAUUAAGCCACGCGGAGGUGUGACUGGCCGACUAGCAGCCAUAGCCGCUAAGAGCCCCGGCUGCUCAAAGAAGAUUCUAAUCGAAGGACCUUACGGGGGCGUCAGCGCACAGCACAUGUCCCGUUUUGAUACCCUUUUAGUGAUUGCGGGUGGUUCUGGGGGUGGAUUCUCUCUCGCAAUGGUCGACGAAGCAUUACGUCUUUCUGCACUAGAAUCAAAAGAGAACAACUCUGGACACGAAGGUCGACGUAAUUUGCAGGUUGUUUUCUCAACUCGCGACACCGCCAUGGCAGACUGGUACGCCGCAGAGAUUGAAUCACGACUUUCCCAUUCUACAACUCUUUCUUCAGACCCAGAUAACGGAUACGAGACAGCCGUUUCAGUGCAUAUCACAUCCCGCGUUAACUCGGCUUCUUCUUCGCCAUCCAUUGGCUUUGAGAAAGACGCCGACAAGCUUACCCCAACUGAAAUUACCACAACGGGGUCAUUCAGCCUCAAUGUCCACCGAAAUGCUCGUCCAGAUAUCCCUGGUCUCAUUGCGCGUACUGUGGCUAUGGGAAAUACUCAGGGCCAGCACGUCGGGCGGAAGCAAAGAAUCGGAGUCCUGGUCUGUGGACCUGCUUCUAUGCUCCAUGAUACACGCAACGCGGCAGCUCUGGCUCAGACCCGAGCUCUAGGAGGCGAGGUUGAGGAGCUGUACCUUCACUCGGAGCCUUUUGCGUGGUAA